Molecule: messenger RNA, 1826 nt
Organism: Punica granatum (pomegranate)
Lineage: Eukaryota; Viridiplantae; Streptophyta; Magnoliopsida; Myrtales; Lythraceae
Source: RefSeq, a predicted model, not a curated record
UAAGGGAGACGAAUCGGUACGAGAAAAGAAAAUAAAGCUAAAAAAAGAACAAGAGUCUUAAAAUUCGGUGGAGACAGGGCACAGGAGGAGGACGACGGGGAAGGGCCACGGGAGCGGCCUUCGUAUAUAAGGAGGGACGCUGGCCGUUUCCUCGAGUAUCUCUGGAGAGGGACACGAACGGGAACCGACAGCAGAGCCCCUCCUGGGAUCACUCGAAUUAGGAGACGAACAACAUCAGGGAGAAGAAGGACGAGGACGAGGACAAAUCAUGACGAUGGAGACCGGCGACCGCGGGCGGGUCUACGGCGAGGAAGAGCUCGGUGUCGAGGUCCCUGAAACCGCUCAUCAGAUUAGCCGCGACUCAUGGCUUCAAGUGACUUUCAUCCUCUGCACGGGAGUGAACAGCGUGUUCGUCCUCGGAUAUUCUGGGACAAUCAUGGUCCCUCUCGGGUGGGUUGGGGGUGUUGUUGGACUGCUUCUUUCAGCAGCCAUCUCGACCUACGCCAGUACGCUCCUGGCGAAACUUCACGUCUUAGAUGGAAAGAGGCAUAUCAGAUACAGGGAUCUCGCAGGACACAUAUACGGCAGGAGAGCUUAUUGUCUGACAUGGGGGUUGCAGUAUGUUAAUCUUUUCAUGAUCAACACAGGCUACCUUAUUUUGGCCGGUUCUGCUCUGAAGGCAGCUUAUACUCUUCAUCAGGAUGACCAUACCUUGAAGCUCCCCUACUGCAUAGCAAUCACUGGAUUCGUAUGUGCACUGUUUGCGAUCGGGAUACCUCAUUUGUCGGCCCUGAGGAUUUGGCUUGGAUUCUCGACAAUUUUGGCUUUGUUCUAUCUUGUUACAGCUUUAGUCCUGUCCUUAAAAGAUGGAAUCAAUGCUCCCCCGAGGGACUAUAGUAUCCCGGAAACAGGCGCAAACAAGAUCUUCACGAUAAUAGGUGCCUCUGCAAAUCUCGUAUUUGCAUACAAUACUGGAAUGAUCCCUGAGAUCCAGGCAACAAUUAGGCAACCUGUUGUGAAGAACAUGCUGAAGGCUCUCUACUUCCAAUUCACAAUCGGGUUACUGCCUCUGCUUUCAGUUGUUUUUGUAGGCUAUUGGGCUUACGGGUCUUCGAGCUCGUCCUAUCUCCUUAACAACGUCAACGGACCUGUUUGGCUCAAAAUGGCUGCAAGUAUUGCAGCCUUCCUGCAAAGUGUCUUCGCCUUACAUAUAUUCGCAAGCCCGAUGUAUGAGUACAUGGACACGAGGUACGGGAUCAAAGGGAGUGCUUUGAAGCCGAAGAACCUCUCAUUCAGGAUCCUCUUCAGGGGCGGAUACCUCACGAUCAACACCCUCGUGGCGGCCCUCCUUCCCUUCCUUGGGGAUAUUCAGAGCCUCACGGGAGCACUCAGCACGUUCCCGCUCACCUUCAUACUCGCAAACCACAUGUACCUCAGGGCGAAGGACAAGCAGCUUAGCUCUCUACAGACGUUGUGGCAUUGGCUCAAUGUCUGCUUCUUCGGGGCCAUGUCCGUUGCUGCUGCGAUCGCCGCGAUUAGGCUCAUUAUCGUGGACUCAAAGACAUACAAUCUCUUUGCCGAUAUGUGAUGAUUUUUUUUUCCUUUAUUUUUUUUCCUAAUUAUUAAAUUUCCCGCGAGGAAGAUAUUAUUUUCUAGCGGGUCGGACAGAAUUUUAUUUGUCUGGAAGUUAGCUUGAAAAUUACUCGGAAACAGAAGAAAAGUUGGCCAUGUUACAUGUUCAACUUGAAUGUAUUGUAGUUUCAACUUUGUUGGCGUGGAAUUAUACACUGAAAUCUAUGUUUAGUUGAAAAUAAUGUUUCAUAGUU